This is a messenger RNA of Polistes dominula (European paper wasp), 1168 nucleotides long. RefSeq lists its product as uncharacterized. NCBI's taxonomy places the organism in Eukaryota, Metazoa, Arthropoda, Insecta, Hymenoptera, Vespidae. The record is from RefSeq and is a predicted model, not a curated record. Gene Ontology annotation, biological process: detection of chemical stimulus involved in sensory perception of smell; sensory perception of smell. Gene Ontology annotation, cellular component: plasma membrane. Gene Ontology annotation, molecular function: odorant binding; olfactory receptor activity.
AAAGAUGACCGAUAUUACGUAUAACAAUCCUAUCAGUAAACCGGUUGAAUUGGGUUUAUAUUUCAUUGGAUUAUGGCCAAAAUAUACUUAUAGUUUAAUUCAUCGUUUACUUUGGGUGAUAAUAUUAGGAAUAGUUUUGAUCUUAGAAUAUCGAUACGUGAUGUUACACAUUGCAACGGAUGAUUUAGCCGAGUUAAUGGAUUGCUUUAGUAUCACCGUGUCAAAUAGUCUCUUGUUCAUCAAAUUAAUUAUACUUUGGUUCAAACAACGAACUUUCAACGAGAUCGUAGCUAUGAUGAACGAGGAUUGGUUGGAAUGUAUUACCAUUGGUAGAAACGUCGAUAUGAUGACCAGCAAAAUUUUCAUAGCACAUAAAUUUUCUAAAAUAUCAACUAUCAUUUAUGGUGGUGGUGUUAUCAUGUUCUUGAUUCCCGUCAUAUUUGCCGAAGAAAGGAUAUUCGUAUUAAAAAUGGAAUUUCCAUUUGACGCCACUGUAUCACCGUUUUACGAACUCAUCAACAUGAUACAAUUCUUUCAAGAAGUAACCUUUGCUUCAGCAUCUGGAAUGUUAAAUGGCGUUAUGAUGACCAUGAUACUUCAUACAGGUGGCCAAGUUGAAAUAAUGUGUCAAGCUAUGGAAGAAUUUAUGAAUCAAAUGGACGAACAUGGUUCUUGUUUGAACGUAUUGAAAAAAUUAAUUGUCAAACACGAUAGGAUUAUAUUAUUUUCCGGUUACAUCGAAGAAUUGUUCACUUACAUUGCCUUGUUGCAAUUUUUUUCCAAUACAAUGGCCAUCUGUUUUUCGGGAUUCGUUAUAAUGACGUCAAUUGGCACGGAAGAAGGGAACGCAAUAUUAGCAAAAACUGUACCGUAUUAUACUGUGGUCAACGUGGAAGCAUUCAUACUUUGUUUUGCUGGAGAAUAUCUCAGUUCUAAAAGUUUGAUAAUUGGCCAAAAAGCAUAUGAUACCAAUUGGUAUAAUCUGAAACCAAACGAGAGUAAAUAUAUUUUAUUUCUAAUGCUUCGAGCCCAAAGACGAUUGACUAUCACCGUAGGCAAAUUUUUGGAUUUGUCAUUGGAGAGUUUUGCGAGUAUAUUGAAAGCUUCUGCAUCAUAUGCAUCUGUACUCCACGCAAUGUAUUAGAAAUGAAAUUUAUCAAUACUUACA